CACGUGGUACACUACCUGUCAACAUUAGGCGAUGUUGUCAUGUUGCGUAUUUGUUUUCAAAUUUAUUUUUGGAUAAUUUUUUGGCAAAAUACCCUAUUACACAGCGUAUAAUUAGUUUGUGUUUGUGUUGAUUCGCAUAACUUUUGUAAAGAAAACAGGUUAAGUUGUCGGCGUCAUCCGUCAAAAUAAUUUGAAUUUGAAAUAAAAAAGUCACAAGCACUCACAAGUUUGCAAGUUAAAAUAGUUAUUUCUAUUGAUCUAACAAUAAUGGAUCCAUUGGAGAACGUUGACGAAGUUCUUCGAGAAAUUGAGAGAAAAUAUUCGUUCACGAAUGAUGAGUGCCCCAAGACUGAUUUAGAAGAGCAACUGCAAUUCUUGUCACAGGAUUUUGAGACAUUGGGUCUUCCACCAAUAGACUUAAAAAAGUCUAACGCACAAUUGUUAGAACAAGUCGUGAAUAAUUCUCUGUCGUUAGUUCAGUUACACAGAAAAACGAUAUCUCAGAUAUCUGAUUUGGGUAUUUGCAAUAGGUCAAAAGAGAUAAAAAAUAACGAUUUGGAGAGAGAUAUAUUACAUUUAAAACUUAAACUUAGGACUACUGAAGACCAAAAUUUAAACUUACAAAGGAAAUUAAGUAAAGUAAAUAGCGAAUGUGAAGUGUUGAACAAGAAACUGUCAAUGCAUAACACAGAGACUGACAAAUUGAAGCAAUAUUAUAAAUCAAAGCUGAAUGAAAUGGUUCAUCACAUAAAUAGCUUGAAAAAUGAAAAUCACCAUUUAAGAGAAAUGUGUGGUAAAGAUAUUGACAAGUACUUUAGCAAGGAAGACAAAUUUUUAAAAAUAUUGAAAAAACACAAACAGACUGAAGAAGUGUACAAAAGUGCCUUACAAAAACUUGAAGAUAAUAACACCGAGAUAAUGAAUGAAAUUUUAAAUCUGAAGGAGGAAUUAGCUUUAGCAUAUUUAAAAAAAGAAUAGACAACCAAGCUGUUUUAUGAUUUAAAUUUUUAAGACAUAUUGUG
Tribolium madens (black flour beetle) is the source of this 1022-nucleotide messenger RNA. RefSeq lists its product as uncharacterized. Bases 268 to 978 code for a protein of 236 amino acids. The transcript is spliced from 5 exons. The record is from RefSeq and is a predicted model, not a curated record. Lineage: Eukaryota; Metazoa; Arthropoda; Insecta; Coleoptera; Tenebrionidae.